Lucilia cuprina (Australian sheep blowfly) is the source of this 992-nucleotide messenger RNA. Its product is annotated as type-1 angiotensin II receptor-associated protein. The record is from RefSeq and is a predicted model, not a curated record. NCBI's taxonomy places the organism in Eukaryota, Metazoa, Arthropoda, Insecta, Diptera, Calliphoridae. The transcript has 4 exons. Bases 479 to 964 code for a protein of 161 amino acids. Gene Ontology annotation, cellular component: plasma membrane. Gene Ontology annotation, biological process: angiotensin-activated signaling pathway.
UUCUCAUUUAACGGCCUACCAACAAGUGUGUGUUUUUGAUUAGUGAGCUCUUCAGCUAUUUACUUAAAAUUUAACAGAGUAAAUCGGUAUUUUGAACGUAUUUUCAAUUGAUGUGCAUUUAAUUCUUGAAAAAAUAAUACAAAAAAAAAACAACAACAAAAUAAUAAUUAAGUACAACAUUUCAACAUAUUGUGCAAAUUUAUUAGUAAUUUAUUGUUAAUUGUUUGAUGCUUUAGUUGAAAAUAAAAAAGAGAGAAAAUAGUAAAAAAAAAUUUUAAAAUUUUUUGCAAAAAUAACAACCAGCUGUUAGUUACAAAACAAAAAUUUAGGUUGUUGGUGAUAUUAAGAAGCAGCGAGAAAAUUAUUUUGCAAAAAAAAGUAAAAAUAAAAAAAUAACAUCAUCACUUAAAGUAGUGGUGGUUUAAAAAACAAAAAAACAACAAAUUUAAAACAAAAACACUUGUUGUUGUCUUUUAAUAUGACAAUCAUGGAGAGUAUCAACGAAUUAAUGGGAUCUCCCGCCGUGCGCAUAAAGUUGGUGGCUUUUGUUCACUUUGUUUUCAUAUCAAAUGCCAUGAUGGGUAUGUGGGGUCAUGGAGCCUAUGAAUUUUAUAACUUUCUUUUCAUAAUCGCCAUGUUCUGGUGUAUGCACAGCAAGGAUUCGGUGGAUGCGGUUCAUGUAGCACUAGUUAUUGAUACCAGCAGCAUAUUUUUUGAUAUAGUCAGCAUUAUUAUGCAUGCCAAUUCAAUGAAUGGCUGGGCCAUUGCGUUUGCCAUUAUCAAUCUUAUUUUGAGACCUAUAAGUGUGGUUCUAUUGUAUCGUGAAUUCAAUGCACGAGGCGGUGCCACUGGCUCAGUAUUCCCUGCCACCUCAACACAACAACGUAGUUAUCAAGACAUCGAUAGACCCACACAAACAGUGCCAACAACAUCAGCAGGACCGAAUGUAGCGAGCAUAUUCUAAGUCAAAUUUCUUAUUUAAUUAAAACAAU